GUCUCGGAACUUCUAAGCGAUCGGUUUUGUGUGUUUGCUCUCUCGUGCUCCGUGCUUUGUGCUCCAUGCUUCGUGCUCCACGCCGCGCCCAAAGAAGAUUUCGAAUUUAUAUCAAAAUUUUGUUGUGUCGCUUUUUGGCAUAAACGGAAGCAAAGCAGCUACCGACCGCUGAAGGCAGAAUCUGCAGACGAGGAGCAAUAAUAAUAACCCCAUAAAUGUUUAUAAAUAUCACUUAAGAGCGAACCAAUUCCCCAUUCCCCCCCAAGAAUCAUUUUUACAUAUAAUUUAAUAAACAAAAAGCCAUGUGCCGCGUAUCUGGUUAAUGUCAGCGCAAAGUAAAACAAAAAAAACUCAAUUCGAUUUAUGGUUUGUGAUUGCAAAUUUGACAUAAUUGUGUUUUUUGAUUUAUUUCUUAAUCGUAUCCGUGUCUGUAUAAGUGUGUGUGUGUGUGUGUGUCUGUGUGUAGCAUCUUCAAGUGCCGCAAAACCGACCACGAUUAUCGCACACAGCGCAGGGGAAUUUGUUUGCAGCGCCCAAAGAUGACGACUUUAAGCUCCGCUUUGCUGCUCUGCUGCACAGUUAUGCUGCUGGCCACAGCGGCAUCAGGUAUACAGAACAGAACGAACAGCAACAGCCAUCCCACCAGACUACAGCCACAUCGUGUGCAUGGACAUCGACAGCGUCACCAUGGUGGUCCCUUGGUGGCAACUCAGCAGCGACCAGCCCGCCGUCUGCAGUCGGCCAACUCGGCCAAGGCGGAGGUGGAACUGCUGCCGGGUGUCACCAUGCAGGAGGUCACCCGGCUGCGUCGCAUUCAUCCGCAUAAUCCCUACAAUAAGGUGUUAACGCGUCGCCUGCAUCAGCAGUCGGGUCGUCCCACCGAGUGGGACUACAACACGUACAACAUCUACACGAAUACGUUUGGACCACCACCGCCACCGGUGCCGCCAUCGUUGCCGCACUCUGGCAAGGGCGAGGACAACACGCAGGAUGUGGAGUUCAUUGGCGUGCGAGAGCGGGGACGUGGCUACAACUAUGUGCCAUCUGUGAGCAGCACCACUGCACCACCGCCGAGUCUCAAUCGUCGCUCUGCCACUCCCGGACUGAGCAGCAUAGGCACCAUUCCGCCCCUGGUGCCCGCCCGACGGGGUUAUGUCUACACGACGACGGCGCCCAUGACAACCACGAGCACAUCCACACCCGCUGUGACCACGGAGGAUCCCUACGAGACGAACACCAUUGGACGCCACUAUCCCACAGAUCCCAAGGAGAUGGAGAGGCGACACAUUUGCGUGCAGCAGCGGACAAUCACGAUGCCCGUCAAGACGACGGAGGUGUACACGCGCCCCACCUGGAAGCAUGUCAGCACGCCCUGCCAGCCGCAGUCGUAUUCGGGGCAGAUGUGCACGCGGGUGCAGGUGGUCCACGAGCCAGCCUACCGGGACGUGAUCAAGCACAAGACGGCCCAGCAGAUGACCUACGACUGCUGUACCGGCUGGAGCCGGGAGAAUCCGCGUGCGGAUGCGUGCAUGAAACCUGUUUGCUCCACGCGCUGCCAGAAUGGCGGCAACUGCACGGCUCCCCAGACCUGCUCCUGUCCGUCCGGCUAUACGGGCCGCCUCUGUGAGUUGGAUGUGAACGAGUGUCAGGUGGACAAGCCGUGCGACCAGCAGUGUGUCAACACUCCCGGCUCCUACUUCUGUCGCUGCAGGCAGGGCUUUGUGCUGCAGGCGGAUCAGCAGAGCUGCAAGAAGGUGUCCACCCACGACGAUGAUGCCUUUGAGGCGCGAGAUCUGGAGAAUGACAUCGAUGAGAUGGAUCCCGAGGUGGCCACGCGGCUGCAGAAGAUCGAACGCUCGCUGGCCAAUGAGCGGGUGCACACGAACGAGCUGCAAAAGUCGCUCCAAGCCACAUACAGCGUGGUGGACACGCUGCAGACGAGGCUGAGCACGCUGGAAAAGCAAGCCCAGGAUGUGAGUCGCAUGCAGACGAAUCUGUACAAGACAGAGUCGCGCACCAACAAGCUGGAGGGGAUGCUCAAUCUGCUGAUGAAGUGCCGGAACGGCCCCAAUGCCAAUUGUCCGUAGGAAGAGUCGAGGGCACAAAGAACUGCAUUUCUCAACGAAAAGAAAUUAAUUUACAUUAAAUGUUUAGUUAAUUUAAUUGUCUAUUUCUGUUCACCAACUUAUGCGCCGCUCCUCCUGCUUGUAAGCCAUUCCCGCAAUGCGAGUGCGCCUGCCUCUGUAGUCUCUAGAAAUCAGCCAGAACUUUAGUACUUAAGCGAUGAAAUGUGUCAUAAGUGUAACAGUGUUUAGUUUUUGCAUGUAUCUGUAUAUAAUUAUAAUGUAUAUGAGAGAAAUUCGCUGCACAAAUAAAUGCAUUUUCCCAAAAAA
Molecule: messenger RNA, 2393 nt
Organism: Drosophila guanche
Lineage: Eukaryota; Metazoa; Arthropoda; Insecta; Diptera; Drosophilidae
Gene: slow
Product: latent-transforming growth factor beta-binding protein 1
Exons: 5
Coding region: 540-2087 (515 amino acids)
Biological process (GO): anatomical structure development
Cellular component (GO): extracellular region; cell surface
Molecular function (GO): signaling receptor binding; calcium ion binding
Source: RefSeq, a predicted model, not a curated record